Molecule: messenger RNA, 678 nt
Organism: Mauremys reevesii (Reeves's turtle)
Lineage: Eukaryota; Metazoa; Chordata; Testudines; Geoemydidae
Gene: PEA15
Product: proliferation and apoptosis adaptor protein 15
Exons: 4
Coding region: 158-550 (130 amino acids)
Biological process (GO): regulation of apoptotic process; MAPK cascade
Molecular function (GO): protein binding
Source: RefSeq, a predicted model, not a curated record
CCAGCCCGGCGAGGCAGGAGGAUGCAGACAAAGGCUCCGUCUCCCUCGCUCGCCCUCCGGCGCUGAGAGCCCAGAGCGCGGCGGGACCGCCCCGGCCCCGAGCCCCGGCCCCGGCCCACCCCCAGCGCCUGCUGCCAGAGCCAGCCCCGGAGCCGCGAUGGCGGAGUACUGCAGCCUGCUGGAGGAGCUGGCGGAGAACAUCACCAACGAGGACCUGGACCAGCUGAAGUCGGCCUGCAAGGAGGACAUCCCUAGUGAGAAGCACGAGGCGAUCACCACGAGCAAAGACUGGUUCAGCUUCCUGGAGGAGCACAACAAGCUGGACAAAGACAACCUCUCGUACAUCGAGCACAUCUUUGAGAUCUCGCGGCGCCCGGACCUGCUGACGGUGGUGGUGGAGUACCGCACCCAGGUGCUGAAGAUCUCCGAGGAGGACGAGGUGGACACCAAGCUCACCCGCAUUCCCAGCGCCAAGAAGUACAAAGACAUCAUCCGGCAGCCCUCGGAAGAAGAGAUCAUCAAACUGGCCCCCCCACCCAAGAAAGCCUGAGUGGGGGGGGGAGGAGGAAGAAGGGGUUGGCUGCCAGGCCCACCACUUUACCCCCUACCCCCGCUCCACCACCGUCAUCCCCUCCUCCACCCCACCAGCCCCGCUCGCCCCUCCUCCCCCGCCACUCC